Messenger RNA from Orbicella faveolata, 2195 nucleotides. RefSeq names its product G protein-coupled receptor 143-like. Lineage: Eukaryota; Metazoa; Cnidaria; Anthozoa; Scleractinia; Merulinidae. Gene Ontology annotation, cellular component: membrane. The record is from RefSeq and is a predicted model, not a curated record. Gene Ontology annotation, molecular function: dopamine binding; L-tyrosine binding; L-DOPA binding. Gene Ontology annotation, biological process: G protein-coupled receptor signaling pathway.
AAUUCAACAUUAUUAAAUUUGAUAAAACAUAACAAGAAGCAAGAGUUAAUGCUUUACUCAAUGUUCAAAAUUGAUUGUCACAAAGCUGAUUUUUGAAUACAAUAAACAAUCCCUCGCUCAAAAAAGCCAUAAAUAAAUUUCGUCUCGGAAAUCAUCGAUUACGGAUUGAAACUGGCAGACAUACAAUUGUCAAAACUCCAGAAAAUCUCAGAAUUUGUCCUUUCUGUCACUUGAAUGAAGUUAAAAAUUAGCUGCAUUUUAUACUUUCCUGUCACCUUUACGAUAACUUACGCUUGAACGUUUUUGAAGACGUAAAUAGAAAAUACAAUCAUUUUGAUGCGCUAGAUGGUAAAUCAAAAAAUGUUUUUUCUUUGUAAUAAUGUUGACCCCCUUUACCUAUAGACAUCCUGUCAUUAUUUAAAUUAUUGUAAUUUAGUUACAUUAUAAUAGUUAUAUUAUAUUUUAGGUAAUACCAUGUACUCGUAUGGUAUACUGAAAUAAAUUAUUUUUGUUGUUGUUGUUGGAAGCUCGUAGACCUUCCUAAGGGGAGGUGGAGAGGGUGGUGGAGAGGAGCCUGAUACUCAAUCUCAAACCUGUGUGCGCAAUAAUCACUGAUCCGGAAGGUGCGGAGAGUUUACAGUUUGCCGAGGAACUGAAGGUUUAAUGUUUGUUGAGUGACCCAUUUAAUUUUGUAGGAAAUGGAGCAAGCAUAGGGAAUCGUAUCGAAGAUAAGCCAAGAGAAUAAACGAUUAUGGCGUUUCUACGAGGAAGCUCAAUCUACUGUAUCGGGGAGAAAGAGAUCGACAUGACUAGGAGAGUUGCAUUUAGCAGCGUGUGCAUUACCACAGCGACAAUAUCUUCGUUUGGAGCCAUCGUUCAGCUUGUUAACUGGUUUAAAAGACUGACGGCGAGAGAACCGAGGAGAAUACCUUCUCCAACGCCACAUGUCGUCUUUUCUCUCGCUUUGGCAGAUUUGUUUGCCUGUGUAGGUGCAAUAUCAAUGUCCAUAUUGUUUCUUACAUUUGAACCUGCUGCUGUGCUUGAUGAUGAACAUAAAAAACCAUAUGACUAUUCUUAUUCGUGGAUUGGAAUGCCUAUUGAGUCAUUCACAAUGUUUGCAUAUAUUUCAUCCUAUAUGUGGACACUAUUUUAUUCCCUUGAUGUCUGCCUUCAAGUUCAUAAUCGCCAAUCAUGCUUUCACAGUAAGGUGUAUCACCUGAUGUCAUGGCCUUUGGCUGCUUGGCUUGCAGGAUGGGGUCAAUAUGCAUAUUUUGGCAGUAAAAUUUAUUGCUCAUCCCAUAGCCGAGCUCUUGUUCAUUAUUUGGUUUGCUAUGUUCCGCUGCUGUUUGUAAUGUUAGCCCUUCCCGUCAUUUACUGGAAAGCUUAUCAAAAAGUGUCACAAAAUAUCAGAAGGAGUGGCUACUUCACAGAUGCUGAGAGAAGUCUGCAAAAGUCUGUUAGGAAAAAGUUUAGUUUAAUUGUGUUUGUGUUUGUAUUUUGGUGAGUAUGUCCUAAAUCAUAUCCGAAUGGAAUGCUUUAUAUUUUGCUUACAACACAUCAUUAUAAUUAGGAUCACUUAGUGCAGUGAUCGUCAGUUAGUCGUCAAUUGUACCUUGGCGCAUGCAAUGUUUAUUGCACAAGGGCACAAUUUUCCACAAGUGAAAACUUUCUAGGUAUCCUGUUCAUAAAUGUCAGCAAGCUGUUGUUAUAGCAUCAUCUAUCGUCUAGUCCUCUUUGUCCCAUGGGGGUGUGGAGCUCCACAGUUGCCUUCCACCUCUGUCGGUCUUGAGCUGCUCUUUUGGCCUCUGUCAGGUCUUUCUAGAUGCUUCUGCACCAUGCGAUUCUCGGUCUGCCACAUUUCCGUGUGCCUUGUGGGUUCCAAUCCAUCGUGUGGCGCGCUAUGUUCCUCUCACCCCGUCUAAGUGUAUGAGCAAUCCAUUGCCAGCGUCUUCUUUUAAUGCUGGUGUUGAUAGCUAUAAAUCUCUGUUGGUGAUUAUCUCAGGCCAAUACACCCUCAGAAUCCUCCUCAGAUACCUGUCGACGAAGGUUUGCACUUUCUUUGUUGAUAUUUUUAUUGCAACAAUAACAUUGCAUUAGGAUACAAAAAUUGCCUGCACUAGUAACAACAAAAAUUACUCACAUUGCGUGCGAUACUUACUCUACUUACAGUACAAACAAAACCUAUGAUUUAAGGU